Messenger RNA from Sinocyclocheilus grahami, 2234 nucleotides. Its product is annotated as E3 ubiquitin-protein ligase TRIM9-like. Bases 93 to 2234 code for a protein of 713 amino acids. The record is from RefSeq and is a predicted model, not a curated record. Gene Ontology annotation, molecular function: zinc ion binding; protein binding. Gene Ontology annotation, cellular component: cytoplasm. NCBI's taxonomy places the organism in Eukaryota, Metazoa, Chordata, Actinopteri, Cypriniformes, Cyprinidae. The transcript has 9 exons.
CGCGAAGGAGACGUGAACGUGAAGAGCUGCCAUCGGAGGGAAUAUUCCGUUUUCGUUUACAGGAAGCCUCCGUAUCUGGCUCGAACGACAAGAUGGAUGAAAUGGAAGAGGAGUUAAAAUGCCCGGUGUGCGGCUCGUUUUUCCGCGAGCCGAUCAUCCUGCCGUGCUCGCAUAGUAUCUGCCUGGCCUGCGCGAGAAACAUCCUGGUGCAGACGCCCGACGCCGAAUCCCCGCAGAGCAGCCGCGCGUCAGGCUCCGGCGUCUCCGAUUAUGAUUACUUAGACCUGGAUAAGAUGAGUCUGUACAGCGAGGCGGACAGCGGAUACGGCUCUUACGGCGGGUUCGUGAGCGCACCGACCACCCCGUGCCAGAAGUCCCCCAACGGGGUGCGCGUUUUCCCCCCUGCCGUUCAUCCUCCGCCCCAGGCGCAACACCACCUGCUGCCUCACACCGGCGUCCUGCCGCCGGUCCCGCGGAACUCCUGCCUCACCUGCCCGCAGUGCCACCGCAGCCUGACGCUGGAUGACCGGGGGCUCCGGGGCUUCCCCAAGAACCGUGUGCUGGAGGGGGUUGUGGACCGGUACCAGCAGAGUAAAGCGGCCGCGCUCAAGUGUCAGCUGUGCGAGAAGAGCCCCCGCGAGGCGACGGUCAUGUGCGAACAGUGCGACGUGUUCUACUGCGAUCCGUGCCGCCUGCGAUGCCACCCGCCCCGGGGUCCGCUGGCCAAACACCGACUCGUGCCUCCAGCGCAAGGCAGAAUCAGCCGCCGCACGAGCCCCCGAAAGAUCUCCACCUGCACGGAGCACGAGCUGGAGAACCUGAGUAUGUACUGCGUCCAGUGUAAGACCCCCGUGUGCUACCAGUGUCUGGAGGACGGCAAACACGCGACUCAUGAGGUCAAAGCGCUGGGGGCCAUGUGGAAGCUCCACAAGGGACAGCUCUCUCAAGUACUGAAUGUUCUGUCUGAUCGGGCCACAGAGGCCAAAGAGUUCCUGGUACAGCUCAGAAAUAUGGUACAACACAUACAGGAGAAUGGAGUUGAAUUCGAGGCAUGUUUGGUCGCCCAGUGUGAUGCUCUGAUUGAAGCUCUCAACCGCAGGAAAGCUCAGCUUCUCAGCAGAGUAACCAAAGAACAUGAACACAAACUCUCAGUGGUUCGUGAUCAGAUAUCCCACUGCACGGUGAAGUUGAGGCAGACCACAGGACUAAUGGAAUACUGUCUGGAAGUUAUCAAAGAAAACGACCCCAGUGGCUUCCUGCAGAUCUCAGAUGCUCUGAUAAGACGGGUCCAUAUGACAGAGAAUCAGUGGGGAAAGGGCUCUCUGACCCCUCGCAUGAGCAGUGACUUUGACCUGACACUGGACAGCGGACCCCUGCUGCAGACCAUACACCAGUUAGACUUCGUCCAGAUGAAGGUUCCAGCUGCUCCUAUUCUUCAGUUAGAGGAGUGCUGUACUCAAACCAACAGUGCGACUCUGUCAUGGAAACAGCCACCUCUCUCCACCAUUGCUGUGGAUGGCUACAUUUUAGAACUGGAUGAUGGGAAUGGAGGCCAGUUCAGAGUGAGUGUCACUACCCAAUUCUGUUACUUUCUUUUUUUUUUCUCCUUCCACCCCUCUACAUUUUCUGUCCUCUGCAUUUCUCUGCCUUUUCCAUGUUUCUUUAUCUCUCCAAACUUCUCUCGCUCUUUUCCCCUCUUUCUCUUGAUUUCAGUGAGUCUGCUUUCAUAUGGUAGUAAAACUCUGGCAGCAGUUGCCUGGUUCACCUUUGACCCUGCGUCAGCCCACCCCGACAUCAUCUUGUCCAACGACAACCUCACGGUGACGUGUAACAGUUACGACGAUCGUGUCGUAAUGGGCAACACAGGGUUCUCUCGUGGCGUGCACUACUGGGAGAUGACCAUCGAUCGCUAUGACAACCACCCUGACCCUGCGUUUGGAAUCGCCCGGGCUGAUGUCAUAAAGGACGUGAUGCUGGGGAAGGAUGAUAAAGCCUGGGCCAUGUAUGUGGAUAACAACCGCUCCUGGUUCAUGCAUAACAACUCACACACCAACCGUACGGAUGGAGGAAUACGUAAAGGAGCGACUGUGGGUGUGCUGCUGGAUUUCUCUCGUGGGAUUCUGUUAUUUUUGAUAAAUGAUGAGCAACAGGGACCCGUUGCCUUCAACACACUGGAGGGCAUGUACUACCCGGCCAUCAGCCUCAACCGCAACGUUCAGGUAACAUUCAUUUAA